AUGAACAUGGAAAAUUAUGAAACUUUGGUGUGGUUUAUAUGGUGCAAGUUUGGGAAUUGGGUUUGGGCUCCAAGGGAUAUCAAUAGUUUUUGGAAGGGGGGAGACCUAUAUCCUAUCGGGUUCAGUCAUAAGCCCGCGCGCGUCGUCGUCGCUGUCCGGCACGAGCCCGUGUCCGAGUCCGAGUCGAUGCGGAAAUGGCAACUUCUGGUACUACACUCCCGAAUACAACCAGAGAAAAAACUAGAGAAAUUUAAUGGGUCGAAUUUUAAGCGUUGGCAACAGAAAAUGCUUUUUUAUCUGACAACAUUAAGUUUGGAAAAAUUUCUCAAAGAAGAUGCGCUCUCAUACACCAAGCAAGAAAGUGACGUUGAGAAAUUGGCUGCGGUUGAUGCAUGGAAGCAUUCCGAUUUCUUGUGCAGAAAUUAUGUACUCAACGGACUGGAUAACACAUUAUAUAAUGUGUACUGCAAUGCGAAAUCCGCAAAAGAACUGUGGGAAUCUUUGGACACAAAGUACAAAAUCGAAGAUGCCGGCACGAAGAAAUUCAUUGCCGGUCGUUUUUUGGAUUAUAAAAUGGUUGACAGCAAGACUGUCAUAUUGCAAGUUCAAGAACUUCAAAUCGUACUCAGCGACAUCCAUGCCGAAAGAAUGAAACUAAGUGAAUCAUUUCAAGUCGCUGCACUAAUUGAGAAAUUACCGCCUUCUUGGAAGGACUUCAAGAAUUAUCUAAAGCACAAGCGGAAGGAAAUGAAACUUAAAGAUAUCAUUGUUCGGUUGAGAAUAGAAGAAGACAAUCGCAAAUCUGAAAAGAGGAGUGGUACAUCUCAUUCGAUGGAAUCAAAAGUCAACACUGUGGAGGAGGUUUAA
This is a messenger RNA of Olea europaea var. sylvestris, 867 nucleotides long. RefSeq lists its product as uncharacterized. NCBI's taxonomy places the organism in Eukaryota, Viridiplantae, Streptophyta, Magnoliopsida, Lamiales, Oleaceae. The transcript has 3 exons. The record is from RefSeq and is a predicted model, not a curated record. The coding region runs from base 1 to 867 and encodes 288 amino acids.